Molecule: messenger RNA, 2958 nt
Organism: Amaranthus tricolor (Joseph's coat)
Lineage: Eukaryota; Viridiplantae; Streptophyta; Magnoliopsida; Caryophyllales; Amaranthaceae
Product: probable cyclic nucleotide-gated ion channel 16
Exons: 6
Coding region: 847-2958 (703 amino acids)
Biological process (GO): monoatomic ion transport; transmembrane transport
Cellular component (GO): membrane
Molecular function (GO): monoatomic ion channel activity
Source: RefSeq, a predicted model, not a curated record
AUCCUACACUAGGAGUAUGUAUAACUGUGAAACCUAACAUAAAUACAUUAUACAUCAAGUAUUAGUGUAUUACCAUUCAAACUAAAAUCACGUACUUUUCUAGUUUCCAAGUUCUAACCAUCCAAGUAAAAAACCAGAAUAUUAAGGCUCUAGAUCUUUGGAUAAAGAUUUAUAACAUGAUUUCAAAUAGAGUAUUAUUUACGUUCAUGAUCUGACAUUUAUUCAAUAUUGUAACUAAAUUCAACUUUGACCCGACUUCAAAAUAAAUAUAAAAUUAUAACCAUAAUCUCGACUUCUAAUAAUAUGCAAAGAAAAUCAACUCAAUCAAAAGUUCAAAUUGAUAAUUAAAGAAGCCUCAAAAUAUGUUGUAUUCUCCAUCUCAAAUAUUUGGUUGAAGCAUCGGGUUAUGUUGUAUUACUCUCUAGUCUCUACUCCAUCUCAAGCUUUUGAUUUGAACUAAAUUUUAUUUUUUGUUUACUGAACUGUAAACCAAACUUUCACCUUUAACGCAAUUAAAUAUGCAAAAGAAAAACAUACUCAAAAUAUAUUAAAAAAAGAACGAUUUCUGUACAUUUUAUUUCUUUGAAAUAACCCAUUAAGAUCUUUUAUUUUCUUUAAUUAAUAACCCCUUAAAACAAAAACUUAAAAAUGCGAAAUAUUUGGUUUCUUCCUUGAGUCUCUCAAAUCUGCAAAAGCUUCUCAACCAUUAAUCAUCAACCUCAUCACAAUCAUUUUUUCUUCGCCUUUUCAUAAUCAAUUAAUUCUCCAAACUUACCCCGAUAAUUAAUUCAAUCAUAUAAAAAACACAAAAAUUCAAUUCAAAUCAAAUUAAUUAAAUAGAAAAUAAUGCAUAAUAUUCAUUUAUAUGCAACAUCUUCAAAAUUCCCUCAUUUCCCAUCAUCUUUUUAUCUUUUAGGAAGACAAAAAAAAGACAAAAAACUUCAUUGGUUGGGAAAAAUCUACGAUCCUAGAAGUGAAUUUAUUACAAAAUGGAAUAAUUUGUUCUUAAUAACAUGUUUAAUUACUUUAUUUCUAGAUCCAUUAUAUUUUUAUGUUCCAACAAUAUGUGGAAAUGCUUGUCUAACAGCAAACAUGGAAUUAUUAAUAGUAGUUACCGUCAUUAGAACAAUUUCAGAUUGUCUUUAUUUUAUGAAUAUUAUCCUUAAAUUUAAAACAGCAUUUGUUUCAAGAAAUUCAAGAGUAUUUGGGCGUAAGGAGCUUGUUAUGGAUCGUAAAGCUAUUGCUAUUAGGUAUUUCUCUACUGGUUUUAUCAUUGAUGUUGCCGCCAUGCUUCCUCUACCUCAGAUAAUGAUUUGGUUUAUCGUACCAGCACUGAAAAGCGCAACACAAGCUCAUACAAAUCAUACUGUGGCUCUAAUGGUACUUAUUCAGUUUAUACCACGUUUGUUCGUCAUGUUUCCUUUAAACCGCAAGAUUGUAAACUCCACAGGAAUUGCUGCAAGAAACGCUUGGUCUGGAGCUGUCUACAAUAUGCUUCUCUUCAUUUUGGCUGGCCAUGUGAUAGGUGGUAUAUGGUACUUAUGGGCUCUGCAACGCAUACACACUUGUUGGACAAAUGAAUGUUUAGGGCAACAAAAGUCAGCUGAAUUUCCAUGCCAACCCUCUUUUUUUGAUAAAGAGAACAAAGAACUUUUAGCUCGAAAAAUAUGGUUGGAAAAAUCAAAUGUACUCAUAAACUGUAAUCCUCAUAAUAAAGAUUCUCAAUUCACCUUUGGGAUGUUUGCUCCAGCUAUUACUGAUGAUGUUGUCACUACAAAUUUUAUACAAAAAUACUUCUAUUGCCUCUGGUGGGGUUUGAAGACCUUAAGUUCUUAUGGACAAAACACAGACAACAGCACCUUCAUUGAGGAAACAUUAUUUUGCAGUUUUAUUUGUGUGCUGGGUUUAUUCCUUUUUUCACACUUGAUUGGGCAAGUCCAGAACUAUCUUCAAUCUAUAAUGACUAGAAUAGAAGAAUGGAGGAUAAAAAGUCGAGACACAGAAGAGUGGAUGCAGCACAGACAAUUGCCAGAAGAACUUCGAGAACGAAUUCGACGAUUUGUUCAAUAUAAAUGGCUUGCAACAAGAGGAGUAGACGAAGAGUCUAUUCUACAAUCACUACCCUUAGAUAUUAGAAGAGAAAUUCAAAAACACUUGUGCUUGGGACUUGUUCGUCGUGUUCCUUUCUUUGCACAAAUGGAUGAUCAACUGUUAGAUGCAAUAUGUGAAAGACUAAUACCAUCAUUAAGCACCAAAGACACAUAUAUAAUUAGAGAAGGAGAUCCAGUUGGUGAAAUGUUAUUCAUAAUAAGAGGUCAAUUAGAAAGUUCCACAACCUAUGGAGGUCGAUCAGGUUUCUUUAACUCCAUUACACUAUCUCAAGGUGAUUUCUGUGGGGAAGAAUUGUUAACUUGGGCUAUAUUACCUACAACAACAUUGAAUCUUCCUUCUUCAACAAGAACAGUUAAAGCUCAAACUGAAGUUGAUGCAUUUUCGCUUCGGGCUGAUGAUCUCAAAUAUGUUGCUACACAGUUUAAACGUUUGCAGAGUAAAAGACUUCAACAUUCUUUUAGAUAUUACUCUCAUCAAUGGAGAACUUGGGGAGCUUGUUUUAUACAAGUUGCUUGGAGGCGGUUCAAGAAGAGGAAAUUGAAUGAAGAAUUAGCUAGACUAGAAAAUAAUUCUAACUAUUAUUAUUAUGUUACGGAAGAUGAGGUUGAAGAUGAUCAUUUAGUGUUAAUGGAGGAUGAUGAUGAAGCCGGUAGUAGUACAGAAUUAGUACCAAUAAGUGGAGAUGUAAAACAGCAACAACCACUAACAGCUACUAUUUUAGCUUCUAAAUUUGCUGCAAAUACUAAAAGAGGGGUUAAUCAGAAGAUUAAAAUUGUUGAUACUUCAUCUCAAGAUCUUAUGAUGCCUAAGAUGUUCAAGCCUGAAGAUCCUGACUUUUAUGGCUAA